AUGUCAGUUCCUAGAGAGCCUACAAAUACAGCUACAAAGCUUAUGUAACUUUUAUUAAGGAUCUUCCAAAACUACUACAGCAUGGAAAAAAAUAUCCGCAAUAUCAAACCCCGGAUUGAAGCACAUAACGAUCUUCAAUAUUCUCACAUAACAGAUGGCCAAACUUCUAAAAAGUCACAAAACCGUAAAAAUCGCAUACGAGAAAUCGAAUACGAAAACAGCAAUUUACUAGACAAGCUACAAACAAUUUUCCAUCACCAAAACUUCGAUAACAAGCCAGUUCAUUUAAAAUCAUUGAACUACAAUCGGAGAAAAAGAGAAGUUAGUAGGAUUAAUAGUGAAAACAAAGCUUUUUAUAAAGUCUUGAGAGAUGUAAAAUCUGCUUAUAAAAGAGAAGAUUAUGCAAAGUGGAAUGAUAACAACAAUAGAUAUAAAAGAAAUAUAUCAACCUCAUCUAGAAGAAAAGAUCCUAUGAGACCUAUCAUAACUCCUGCUAUUGCAACAGCUUAUCCGCAGCUCGUAAGUAAAAAAGAGGCAAGAAAGCAUUGAAAGCCGAGAUCAGGAAGCGCAUUUGAUAGGAAUCUAAGAAGUUUUGAAUCUGGAGAGCUAGCAAGAAGUCUAUUAAAUUAUACUCCUGUAGGUAGCGAAAACUAA
Blepharisma stoltei is the source of this 654-nucleotide messenger RNA. NCBI's taxonomy places the organism in Eukaryota, Ciliophora, Heterotrichea, Heterotrichida, Blepharismidae. The record is from the annotation of a GenBank genome assembly.